AUGGAUUCUAAUACAAACGAGCCUCUCGAGAAAUCCGAGAAUCUGAUGGAUAUUAAUAGUACCACAGAUGUUAAUAGCGAUCGCACUAGGCCUCCCGCGCCUCAAGAAGAUGUGCCUGACACUCCUGAUAUGAGUAAAGGCAAACUUACUAUUAUGCUGGCUACACUGUGUCUCUCGGUCUUUCUCGCAGCCAUCGACGCGGUUCUUAUAACUCCGGCGUUGCCUACAAUUGUGAAAGAUAUAGGCGCGUCAGACUCAGGUUACUCCUGGAUUGGAUCUUCCUAUCUUCUUGCCUGGCAGCUUCAUCGCCAGUCUGGAGUAAAUCUGAUCGCCGCAUUAUCGCACAGUGUAGGCAUGCUCAUAGCUGCACGUGCUGUGCAGGGGCUCGGUGGAGGUGGCAUCAUAACUCUUGUUGAGAUUUCUGUAGGAGAUAUGUUCAGUCAAAGACAACGAGGACUUUUCUAUGGUAUAUAUGGAGCUGUUUGGGCAUUUGAAACUGCAAUUGGACCUAUCAUUGGUGGCGCAUUUACCGAAUAUGUAUCGUGGAGAUGGUGCUUUUGUUUCAAUUUGUCAUUUGAUGGACUAUCCCUUAUUAUUACAUUUCUCUUUCUCCAUAUCCACAAUCCGAAGACUCCUCUUGUCGCCGGUCUCAAGGCUAUUGAUUGGGUUGGAUCGAUACUCAUCGUUGGCGCAACUCUCAUGUUCCUGUUGGGCUUGGACUUCGGAGGCGUGACCCAUCCCUUAAAGUCUGCAGUUGUCAUCUGCCUCAUCGUCUUCGGACUUAUGACUUAUGCGGUUUUCGGGAUAUGCGAACGCUUUGCCAAAUAUCCAAAUAUCCCUCGCCGUAUCUUCGGAAACGUGUCACUCAUCUACACAUUUGCCGUUGUUUUCUGUCACGGCGCUUGCUUUAUCGCACCUGUCUUCUUCCUUCCGCUAUACUUUCAAAGUGUCCUUGGAGCUACACCAAUUCUUUCCGGUGUCUGGCUACUCCCUCUCGCGGUUUCAUUCAAGGCCUCUGGAAUCAUCAUGGGCAUUCUAAUUCAACGCACCGGACAAUAUCUGUGGGUUAUUCGGGGAACAAUGGCACUUCUGACUCUGGCGCUUGGCAUCAUGAUUACCUUCGGCCCUACUCGCAGCAGUUUUCACUGUAGUAUACUAUUGCCUACACUGACUCGCAGUUGGGGCAAAAUCGUCGUCUUUCAAAUCCUGCUUGCGUGGGGAAUUGGCGCUAAUAUGAAAACUCUUGUGAUUUGCGUGCAAGCUCUCGUCGCGCCGGAGGAUAUCGGGGUAGCAACCGGUACUUUGAAUUUUAUCCGAAAUCUUGCUACCGCGAACAGUGUUGUACUUGGUCAGGUGGUCUUUCAGGGCAUUCUCAAACACCACAAGGAAGAAUUGCUCGCAGUUGGUAUACCUGAGGAUAGUGUGUCAGAGCUUCUGAAUGGCGGCGCUAUCGGUGGUUCUAAUAUUGCAAGUACUAUUACCUCAGCACAGAGUUCCGUCUACAGAAGUGUAGUUGCAGAUGCUCUUUCCAAAACGUGGAUUUUGUAUACUUGUAUCUGUUUUCUUGGCUUAGUUAUCUCAUUUGGAAUUCAAAAGAAAGAGCUCAUGACUGUUCAUGAGACAACUAAGACGGGGUUGGAGGCAGAGGAGGAGAAGAGACGGAAAAACUUGGGGGGUAAACCAAAAGAAGAACCUUGA
Molecule: messenger RNA, 1698 nt
Organism: Botrytis sinoallii
Lineage: Eukaryota; Fungi; Ascomycota; Leotiomycetes; Helotiales; Sclerotiniaceae
Exons: 4
Coding region: 1-1698 (565 amino acids)
Biological process (GO): transmembrane transport
Molecular function (GO): transmembrane transporter activity
Source: RefSeq, a predicted model, not a curated record